CAGGGUGGGUGGUGGGGCUGGCUGGGGGCACGAAGCCCUGCAGGGCACAGGCAGCGCAGGUAGGGUGCCCAGGCAGGAGCCGCUGCAGCUGGUGAUGCCGUAGGCUGCCCUUGCUGGACUCGGGCUGCCAGCAGCAGCGGUGGCCAGGGCCCCAUGGCAGGGCGUCCCUGGUUGCGCUGUGGGGCCAGGUGUGGGUGGGAGCGGGUGCACCCCAGGGAGGAAUGUGGGCUGGGAGGGGCCAUGCACCAGCACCGGCACUCGCACCACAGCCACCACUCAGCCAGCAGCCACCACCCAGCAUGGCCGAGAAACCCCAAAUCCAGCUCUUCGUCAAGGCAAGCGAGGACGGGGAGAGCAUGGGCCACUGCCCCUUCUGCCAGCGGCUUUUCAUGGUGCUACUGCUCAAAGGGGUGCCCUUCACCCUCACCACCGUGGAUGUGAAGAGGGCACUAGACAUGCUGAAGGACUUCGCACCGGGUGCCCAGCUGCCCGUUUUGCUCUACAACGGCGAGCCCAAGACUGACACCAUCACCAUUGAGGACUUCCUGGAGGACAAGCUGGGCCCCCCCAUGUUCCCCAGCCUGGUCCCACGGUACAGGGAGUCCAGCCUGGCUGGGAAUGACAUCUUUCACAAGUUCUCCACCUUCAUCAAGAACCCAGUGCCUGCCCAGGACGAGGUGCUGCAGCGGAGCCUGCUGCGGGCCCUGCUGAAGCUGGACGAGUACCUGAGUGCCCCCCUGGAGUACGAGCUGGCCCACAACCCCCACCUCCGGGCCUCCCAGCGCCGCUUCCUUGAUGGGGACCAGCUCACGUUAGCCGACUGCAACCUGCUGCCCAAGCUCAACAUCGUUCAGGUUGUGUGCCAGCAUUACCGCUGCUUUGGGAUCCCAAAGGACCUGCGGGGCGUGUGGCGCUACCUCAACAGCGCCAGCGAAACCAAGGAGUUCAAAUACACCUGCCCCAACAGCGAGGAGAUUGUACAAGCCUAUCGCUCUGUGGUCCGGUCGCCGCAGUGAGCCGGGCACGCGCCCAGGUGGGUGCAGGGUCAGGGUCGGGCAGCAGGCCAGUGUCUGCCCCAGUCCUGCCACUACCACCAGUCCUGCCUGCACGCACUCAGGAGGGCAGAGAGCAUGAGCUGUGCCCCUCCCACUCAAAUUCCCUCAGCUGGCACCCCUGCCCAAGGUGCCGGCAGCAAUCUGCAUCACGCCAAGCCCGCAAAUGCGUUCUCAGCUCUUGUGCCACUCUCCCUGCUCAGCCAGGAACCCCUCAACCUGCCCUGCGGUCCCUCAAGCAUCAGGAUGGGUGCAAAGUCCCCACAGCCAUGGGCACCAUCUAUACUAAAGCUGGGCAAUGCUGAGGGCAAGGGAAGGAGAUGGGGAGGAAAAGCUGCCCAGAGCAGAGGGCUGUGGGGUACAGACAGGGCAGCGCACCGCAGCGGGCAUCCCUGCAGCCUCCUCUGGAGUGACCCGAGGCAGGGCUGUGCCAGGGCAGCAGGCACCGCAGGAUGCCCCCGAGGAGCUGCACCGGGUGAGGGGAACUGGCACAGCCACGGCAGAGCCCGGGGAACAGAGCCGGGGGGAUGGUGCGGGUGGUGGACACGGCCCAGCCCCUAUCACCCUGAGUGAGGGGAGCGGAGGGCACUGUCCCCCCAGAACCUCCUGUUAGGAAGCUCUCAGGAGCAGAUUUGGGAGAGGGAUGGGGGUGAAGUGGGGCAAGUCCGAGCCACAUAUCAGAGCUCCCGGAAAUCAAUAAAGGCUUUGCAAGUGAGACAAGCGUGAGUCUGGAGUGACCAGCCCCAGCAGCUCUCCACCCUCGCAGGACUUCGCACCGGCCUCCC
This is a messenger RNA of Harpia harpyja (harpy eagle), 1837 nucleotides long. RefSeq names its product chloride intracellular channel 3 (gene CLIC3). The transcript is spliced from 6 exons. Lineage: Eukaryota; Metazoa; Chordata; Aves; Accipitriformes; Accipitridae. Bases 222 to 1016 code for a protein of 264 amino acids. The record is from RefSeq and is a predicted model, not a curated record.